GACGCGAACCAGGUCAAUGGCUUAUAGAUGUAUAUGCGAUGAGUUGAUAUAUACUAUUCCAUAGCAAAUCUGCAGAAGUUGUAACAAAAGACAUCGUAUUCUCAGGAUAUCAGACCCUUCGUUGUGUCUUUACUAGAUUACUUCAUCACCGGUAAUCAGUUCUGCAGAGGAUAUCAGCGUCCGUGGUACGCCCCCACAUCAGUAAUCAGUUCCACAGAGGAUUUCAGCGCCAGUGGUACGUCCCCACUUCUUUAACCAAUUCUACAGGGGAUUCUAACGCAAUUGGUACGUCGCUACUUUUUUGCAUCGUCAUCAGUGAAUUGUUACUUCGUCAUUAGUUCCAGCAGUCUUUCAAAAUGCAUCUGAUCACGCUAAGCUUCUUAGGAUUGUCAUCUUUCUUUGGCCAAGCGUCUGGUGGAAAAAUUCUCCUUCUUCCCUCCAUGAUCAACAGUCACAUCCUAAUGAUGACGUCACUAGUCGAGCCACUUAAGGCUCGAGGUCACGUGGUAUACCUUGCCAUGGAUGCAAACAUGAAGCCCCUCUCAGACGUCGAAAAGUCGCAUGUCAGGAUUAUCAAGUACAAAUCCGAGCAUCCGCCGCUGUUUGAGACCGAGGCAUAUCAACGAACGCUCUUUGCUCUCGCUUUGGAAUGGACUGUUGGCAACUGGAUUGAGGCGGCGAAAUCAGGUCUCAAUGCAUUCACCGAUAACUGCGAAACGGUUCUCCAAAAUAAAAAGUUCUUCACCGACGUGAAAAAGGAGAACUUUGACUUCAUCGUAGUUGGCGGACCUGGACCCUUGCGAUGUUUGUUUAUCAUCCCGCACCGUCUAGGAGUCCCAUUCGCCAGUCUCAGUUCCGCUCAUCUCUUCGACUUGCGGGCAAUCGGUAUCCAGGCACCAUUUCUCGUUCCCGGUUUCGAAGCACAUGACCAGACGACCUUGACAAUGGCGGGCAAGUUGAAAAAGUUGGCAGUGUACGUUGCUUCCCACACGCUUUUAGAAUUAAGUUCUCAGACGUAUUCACCUGACAGACCUUUUUCCUCACUCCACGAAGUCGCGAACCGGGCAAGUCUGUUCUUGUACGAUACCGCGAGAGUCUUCGAUACUCCGAUACCGUUGUCCCCAAACGUCAUUCACGUUGGAGGACUGACGACUAGAAAACCCGAACCCUUAGCGCCCGGAACGGUCAGAACAUUCCUGGAUGGCGCUGAUGAUGGGUUCAUUUUAGUGUCCUUUGGCGGUGUAGUGAAGUUCUUUCCGGAACACGUGGUUCGAAUCCUCAUCGAUGCGUUUGCGACAAUAAAAUUUCGAGUUUUGUUCAAAAUUUCCAAAUCUGUGAUCCCAGAUGAUGUGACGGUGCCAGGAAAUGUGCUAACGCAGAAUUGGAUUCCCCAGAAAGGGUGUGCUAUCCGCUGUAGUUACAGACUUUUGUGUCGGAAUCGGCAGGAACGGAAGUUGAAGAUGAAAUAGCCUUACCAGAAAAACAAGUUCAUUGGUGGUGAACUCCCCAGGUGAAUGGUUGCGUACACAUACAUGUACAUGUGUUAUUGUUUAUAGAAGCAGAAUUAAAAUGACUAAAUGAAAAAAUGUGACAUCUCUGAAUUAUCCAAUUAUAACGUACGACACCAAAAGGAAGUUGACUGUGUGAAUUUUGUACUACAGGAACACGGUGUCUGGGCUGGGUGGCGGUUCGUUUGCAAUAGGGGAGGGGAGCGGGUCAAUAAUGAUAUAGAGAGGCCCAACUAUUUUGGCCUAAAAUUUAUACCUUUCAGUGUCAAUUCAUCAAAUAACUUUUAUGCUACAAUAAAAGUACAGGUCUUAGACAAUAUUACUUGACAGAGAAACAAUUGUUUGCUUUGUUUUCAUUAAAGGUACAUGUACAUUUGUCAAUGGAAUUUAAUACGCUGUGACGCUAUUUUGCGGGUUUCAGAGUAAAAGGCGGAGUCCGGGAACUCUCCAUCUCCUCGACAUAUUUCGUUUGUAUAA
This is a messenger RNA of Lineus longissimus, 1985 nucleotides long. Its product is annotated as 2-hydroxyacylsphingosine 1-beta-galactosyltransferase-like. Gene Ontology annotation, molecular function: UDP-glycosyltransferase activity. The transcript has 2 exons. Bases 357 to 1469 code for a protein of 370 amino acids. The record is from RefSeq and is a predicted model, not a curated record. NCBI's taxonomy places the organism in Eukaryota, Metazoa, Nemertea, Pilidiophora, Heteronemertea, Lineidae.